Messenger RNA from Orbilia oligospora ATCC 24927, 768 nucleotides. RefSeq lists its product as uncharacterized. Gene Ontology annotation, molecular function: rRNA (pseudouridine) methyltransferase activity; rRNA binding. Bases 1 to 768 code for a protein of 255 amino acids. Gene Ontology annotation, biological process: rRNA base methylation. The record is from RefSeq and is a predicted model, not a curated record. Lineage: Eukaryota; Fungi; Ascomycota; Orbiliomycetes; Orbiliales; Orbiliaceae. Gene Ontology annotation, cellular component: nucleolus; small-subunit processome. The transcript has 2 exons.
AUGUCCUCUCCUUCAGAACCACUCAAGAAGCGUCCACGCACCCAAUCCUGCCCACCACCUCUUCCCACAACCGUCGCGACAGCCGCGACUCCAAUCCCUACCUCGGACAAAUCCACAAAACGACUUAUAGUCGUCCUAGCUCAAGCCUGUCUUGAAACCCACAAAGUCACCACAGGAAGUGGUCCUAGCGCGGGAGAAAAAUAUGUUCUCUUAAACAGCGAUGAUCAUAUCGGUGUUUUGAAGAAGAUGAAUAGAGACAUCUCGGAUGCUAGGCCGGAUAUUUUACAUCAGUGCCUCCUAACCCUCCUCGACUCCCCCGUCAACAAAGCCGGAAAACUCCAAGUCUACGUCCAAUCCACCAAGGGUGUUCUCAUAGAAGUCAACCCAACAGUCCGUAUCCCCCGAACGUUCAAACGUUUCGCCGGCCUGAUGGUCCAAUUACUUCACAAACUCUCAAUCCGUUCUACUACUUCCCCGGAAAAACUUUUGAAAGUCAUCAAAAACCCCGUCUCGCAAUAUCUUCCACCGAACUGUAGGAAGAUUACGUUGAGUUGGGAUGCUCCCGUUAGGAAUAUGAGGGAGUAUGUUGAUGCUCUGGGUGAGGAUGAGAGUCUUUGUGUAGUCGUUGGUGCUAUGGCCAAAGGGAAAGAUGACUUUGCAGAUGAGUGGGUGGAUGAGAAGAUUGGUGUGAGUAAUUACAGUUUGAGUGCCAGCGUGGCGUGUAGUAAGGUCUGCCACUCUGUGGAGGAUUGUUGGGGUAUUCUGUGA